AUGAAAUAUGAUGCCUGUUAUGGUAAACAAGAUAAUAUGUCUACAGAUAAAAUUGCUUUGGUUACUGGUUAUACAGGAGAAUCAGGAAAAGCACUUGUGAAAGAAUUAAUUAAUAAUAAUCAAUUUAAAAAAAUUAUUCUUGUUGGUCGUCGAAAAAUUGAUUAUACUGAUAAUAAAUAUAUAGAAAAAACGGAACAACGUGAAAUAGAUUUCGAUAAAAUUGAUGAUUAUGCUGAAGCAUUUCGUGGUGCUGAUGUACAUUUUUGUUGUCUUGGUACUACAAGAGGUAAAGCUGGAGUAGAAGGUUUUCGUCGAGUUGAUUUUGAUUAUGUUGUUAGUGUAGCUCGUCUUGCUAAACAAGAAGAUUGUAAACAUUUUCAUCUUGUAUCAAGUCAAGGUGCAAAUGAAAAUUCAUUUUUUCUUUAUCCUCAAGUGAAAGGUCAAGCAGAAGCAGCUUUAACUAAAAUGUCAUUUGAACGUUUAUCAAUUUAUCGACCAGCAGUAUUAAUGGUUGAUCGUGUUGAAAGUAGACCAUUAGAAAGUGUUCUACGAACAAUACUUAGUUAUACAGUUCAACGUAUAGCACCAGAAUGGAUAACAACACCAGUUGAUAUUCUAGCACGUGCCAUGUGCUUUAAUUCAUUUAUUAAAGAUCGAGUCGGUGUUGAAAUUCUUGAUAAUCAUGCAAUAUUUCGUCUUUCUGAACAACAAUCAAGUUCUAAAAAUGAUCAAUCAAAAGCUACAAACGAACUUUAG
Molecule: messenger RNA, 756 nt
Organism: Rotaria sordida
Lineage: Eukaryota; Metazoa; Rotifera; Eurotatoria; Philodinida; Philodinidae
Source: the annotation of a GenBank genome assembly